UAACUUUUUGACACUGUGCAGACGAAAAUACCUUAAUGCUUUAUCGAAAACAAGUAACUCUAGAUUUAUCAGCUAAAUAUUUACAUAGCUAGCAGGUAACAAUCUAUAUAUCAACUAACAUAUCAGCUAAUAAUUUCAGUAUCAUCUAACAAUCUAUGUAUCAAACAAAUGUAUCGACUAACAAAUCAUAUAUCAGUUAAUGAAACUAUUAACAAUUAAUUAGUUAUCUAUCAAAUAGCCCCAAAACUAUUUGUAACAGCUAACACUUCAUGUAUCGAUUAAGAAUCCAUUAAAAUCUAAAUAAUAGCAGGUAAGUAAUAAAAUACCUACUAACGUAUAUAUUAUCUAAAAGUUGAUUGUGAGUCGAAAUUAGAAACAUUGGAAUUGGGGUGAGAUAAUAAGAUUAGCAUUAUGGAUGUCAAAAGAAUCAGAAUUCCUUAAGAGAAAAGGAAAUAUAAUUCCCUAUAUAUAAGAAGAUUUGGGUUGGAGAAAAAAAAAAGAAGAAGGAAUAAACCCUAAGAGACAAAAAAAUCAUAAUGAAUGAUUUAGAAGAGCCUCGAGUUAAAAGUAUUUUGAUGCUUCCUAAUGAUUUAGUAUUAAACUGUUUAGCCCGAGUCUCAAGAUUCGAGUAUCCAUCUCUAUCUUUAGUUUCUAAGAGAUUUCACUCUCUCAUUGCUUCAACAGAGCUUUACCAAACAAGAACCCUCUUAGGCCGAACAGAGAGUUGUAUCUAUGUGUGCUUAAAACUCCAUGCCAGCAAACUUUUAAGUUGGUUCAUUCUAAAUACCUCCAAAAAAGUUUUGGUCCCGAUUCCAUCUCCCCAAUAUAACUUUACAUCCCCGUCGACGGUUGCAGUGGUAGGAACUAAUAUCUAUGUCAUUGGCGGCGGCGGAUCAGAGAAAAAUGCCUCUUCUAGCGUUAUGGUCAUGGACACUAGUCGUCCCCACGUGUGGCUUGAGGCUCCAAGCAUGCGGGUGGCCCGUGUGUUGCCAUCUGCUUGCACCCUUGAUGGGAAAAUAUAUAUAACGGGAGGGUGCGAAAAUAUCGAUUCAAACAAUUGGAUGGAAGUUUUUGAUACCAAGUCUAAAACUUGGGAGUUUUUACAGAUUCCUAGCGAAGAGAUUUGCAAAGGCUCAAAGUACCGAAGCAUAAGUUAUCAAGGAACCCUCUACGUGAGAUCUGAGGAAAAAAAAGUGACUUACAAGGUGCAUAAAGGUAAAUGGAGAGAGGCGGACAUAUGCAUGAAUAAGAGAUGGGGUUGUUCGGGAUCAUCUUACUGUGUGAUAGAGGACGUGUUCUACUGUUAUUGUGACAGGAAGAUCUGUUGGUAUGACCUCAAAGAAAGAAUAUGGAAACCUUUAAAGUGUUGUCUGGAAGGAUUGCCUAGAUUGGCUUGUGAUAUAAACCGUUUUUGUUUAUUGGCGGAUCAUGGUGGAAGAUUGGCGAUUUUGUGGCAGGAAUACGUGUGUGAGACGAAAAUAAUAUGGUGUGCGGAAAUUGCUCUCGAAAGACGUCAAAAUUUGGAAAUUUGGGGUAAGAUUGAGUGGCACGGCAACGUGCUUAGCAUACCCACUAGGCUCGGUGGAGUGCAUGCUCUCACUAGUACAGUUUGGUGAAUGACUAAUGACCAUGUUAAUCAUUAAUCACCGAUGCAUUUUUUUUUCCUUUUUGGUAAGUUUACUAGAAUGAGUCAAAUUAGUUUAUAAAUUACUAGAAUAACUUUUAAAAGUUUAAAAUUACCAAAAAUAUUUUAUGGUCGAAAAUAUCCUUAGUUAUAAUCAAAAAUUCAUAUUACAAAAGUGCCAUUUAAAAUUAUUAAAAAAAUUCUGGCAAAUUUAUUUAACGAAAAAUAAAUCUAUCAGAAUAUAAAUCUGUUAAAUUAAACUGUUGUAAAUUUUAUAUUUGCCUUGUAUUUGGUGGCAGACUUUUCUGUUACGACAGAUGUUUUGAAGCUAGCAGAUUUGUGUGACCGAUUUAAUAUUGUCGAUAGAUUUAUCUAUUUUAGUCUGUCAUAUGUUGUAAUCGAUUUGUUGAAGUCAUCAGAUUUUUUUCGAAGUAGUCAGAGUUUUGAGACAAAUAUGUUUGUCGAUAAUAGACAUAAAUUUUUAUGAUAGAUUUGUUUACCAGAUUUAAAUUUGCAAUCGACUUUUGUAUUCAUUUGGUGACAGAUUUUUGAAAUUCCCGUCUUUAGCGGCAUACUUUUUAAAUAAAUUUUAAUUACUAGAGUGGGACACAAUUAGAAUUUCUGGCUGAAUUCAAAUAAAUUUCGAUUUAACUAAAUUGGAUCCCGGUUUAGAUUGAUUGAAUUCAUUUUUAAUUAAUUUUGAAAUUUGGUUUAGAGUUAUUUUGGUUUAAAUUAAUUUAAACCUAUUUGGAACCUUGGUUUAAUCUAAUAGAUUACGAUCACGUUUUUCCAAUGUAGGUUUUACGUUCUUUGUCCUCUUCUUCCUUUUACCUUUCAUUCAACAACACGUGGUCCACUUUCAUGGUGGUUUACAACUGCAUCUUUUAAUUCAAUCUACUUUCAGGCUUUGGUCAUUAGAUUUCAUUUAGGUUGGUGCUACAUUCAGUGGUAUACUCUUUGGUGUUGCGUUACUUUUGCACUAUGGUAUUUGGUGGUACAUUACUUUUCAUUAUCAAGAUGACGUUUUAGUCUGAAGCAAUAUUUUGUAAAGCUUUAUCAAUAUUAUCUAGCCUUUCUGUAUCUUUUAACUAAUCAAGAUGCCAUAUUUGAUGAAUUAUAAUCGAUCAAUGCAACCAGUAAAUCAUACUUGUACUACAAGUACUAAAACAAAAUCAUCCAAGUUAUACAUCACAAGACAAGUACUGAAAUAAAUCAUCCAUGUUACACGUCCUACAACAUUUAAAUUAUAACUAUCAUCACUCGGUUCUCCCGAGUCCAAUUUCUGCAAAUAGGUAAAAUGGCUUGUAGCUCUUUCAAUGUAGGUCCUUCCGAAGUCGGAGCUUCCAUCUCCAGCCAAAAACUUUCAUGCUUCACAUCCCAAAUCUCAUCCUUGUCAAAAGAAUCACAAUUUAGUCCUGUAAUCUCUCCAAACUCAUACAGAGAGAACCGCAUCGGCAUACAAUCUAUCAAGGACCACAUCUCAUGACUGCUCUCGAUGGCCAUUUGAUUAGCGAGAAAAUGGUGAACGCAAGAAGCAGACCAAGUGUAUUCCAACUCUUUCAGCUUCACAAUCACUCCUACAGCUGAUUCCCUCAAGUCAGACGUAACAUCAUCCCCAACAGCUUCUAGCACCGUUUGAAUGUUGGCCAAGAAACAACUAUGGCUCAUGCUCCUACUCUAAAUUGGGAUUUUUCCAACAUCAUACAGACGACGAGGAUACUUUCGUUCACCCGAAGAAGAAG
This is a messenger RNA of Brassica napus (rape), 3366 nucleotides long. Its product is annotated as F-box/kelch-repeat protein At4g23580-like. The record is from RefSeq and is a predicted model, not a curated record. Gene Ontology annotation, molecular function: protein binding. The transcript has a single exon. NCBI's taxonomy places the organism in Eukaryota, Viridiplantae, Streptophyta, Magnoliopsida, Brassicales, Brassicaceae. The coding region runs from base 537 to 1616 and encodes 359 amino acids.